CGAUUAUGAAAGAAUUCAGUAAUUAACAACACUGUUGGAGUUCGCCUUCAUUUAGACAUUUUUACUGUGCGCAUAUCGAGAUAGGUAGAGCGCAUGCUCAGUUUCGCCCAAUCGUCUCUGUUUCUAUAGAUUCCUUCACUUUUAUUUAUUGGUGGACGUUUUAACCAGUUUGUGAGUUCUGUGAAGUUAGUGAGUUUCACUGCACUGUUCUUUGGCUUUAUAGGUACCGGACGAAUACAAAUAAAAUAAAUAAAAAUGUUUGCCUGUGCUAGAUUAAUCGCUCCCGCCACCAGAAGCGCACUCAUCUCUAAUACGAAACAAUACUUAAGGCCCCUGAGCAGUGUAGUCAGCCAAAGCCAAGUGCAGGUACAGAAUGUCCAGCAACACCAACAACCUUCUCUUCUACCUGCCAUCCGCAGUUUCCAGACCACUCCGGUCAGCAGGGAUAUCGACUCCGCUGCUAAGUUCAUUGGCGCCGGUGCAGCCACAGUAGGAGUAGCAGGAUCAGGAGCUGGUAUUGGAUCAGUAUUUGGUUCCCUCAUUGUUGGCUACGCCAGAAAUCCUAGCCUGAAACAGCAACUCUUCUCGUACGCCAUCUUGGGUUUCGCCCUGUCCGAAGCCAUGGGUCUGUUCUGUCUUAUGAUGGCGUUCCUGUUGUUGUUCGCCUUCUAAGUUUCUAAGGCUGUUAUCGGCGAAGGUCACCAUCUGUUCCACCAUUUGUUACAUCAAGAUCAUUAAAAUUCAAUAGAACUUUUUAAUUUUUUGUGCGCGCUCUGUAUGAAUACGCGGCCGAUUUUAAACCACGUGAACUAUUCUAUAACAUCGAGAGAAUUUGGGCUUACUUUCUUUUUUUUCGUAUUUAAUAUCGGCAUGUAUUUGUUAAGAGUCUUGUCAAUGUGUUUUCUAGGAAAAUGGAAGCAGUAAAAACUAUCUAUUGUACAUUAUUAGAAAUUUUUAUUAUACAAAAACCUUAGUCCUUAUAAGCUAUUUUCUCUUUUUUUUUAUAUAAAACACAAUCAGAGCUGUUAUCAAUUAUUUUUAAGGUAAUAAAUUGUUUUCAUUUU
Phyllotreta striolata is the source of this 1064-nucleotide messenger RNA. The record is from the annotation of a GenBank genome assembly. NCBI's taxonomy places the organism in Eukaryota, Metazoa, Arthropoda, Insecta, Coleoptera, Chrysomelidae.